GUCAAAUCCUAUGUGUGCCUGGGAAGAGCAUUUAGCAUUCUACAAAGUAACGUGACAAACUGAAACAUAAUACGUACACCUUCAACCCUCUGGAUUUCAUUUUCUCACGCUUGUCGCUUGAGAAGCAAAACAACCUCUCUCUCUCUCUGUCUCACAAUGGCUUCUUCCAGGCAAAGGGCGACCAACAUCUCCACAAUCGCUUCUCGCGCCUUUUUCCUCCUCAUCAUCCUUCAGAUCCCUCUCUUCAGGGUCCCAUGUUUAUCUGGGAUGUGUACAACACCAAUAGAGGUCACAUGUUCUCAACUGAUAGCAAGUGAGAUUUUUCCUCUGGUGAUGGUGAAGGCCCUUCUCUACCCUGGAGCAGUUGCAAAUGGUCUCACCAAGAAUAUGACCAUACCCAGCUGGGAUGACCUAUUAAACAUCUAUAACUUAACCAAUGUCAAGGAAGCAUCUGCAGCGACUGAUCUCCAGCGCCUAGAGGUUCUUGCAGGGAGCUACUUUUCUGUGGCAGGAGCACUUAUGGGACUCCUGAAACCGGGAAGGAUGAGCUUGUUUGGGACGCUUCUGGUCAUUUGGGGUCUUAUCAAGGAAGGGAUACUUGGAAAACCUUUAAACACAGAUCCUGCAACAGCCAUUUAUGCCUACCCAACCAUAUUAGUUGCAUUGAUCUGUGGCUUCUCAUCUAUUAAGUAUGAUGUAAAGAAGAUGAUGAGGAGUAGCUCAGCACGACCCAUUGCAAAACCCCUGCAAAGCUCUUCAAAGUCAAAGCUGAAAUGAAAUGUGGAAGUUAAAAAAUUUAAAUGUUUUUUU
Messenger RNA from Nelumbo nucifera (sacred lotus), 810 nucleotides. RefSeq lists its product as uncharacterized. The record is from RefSeq and is a predicted model, not a curated record. NCBI's taxonomy places the organism in Eukaryota, Viridiplantae, Streptophyta, Magnoliopsida, Proteales, Nelumbonaceae.